AUGAGUAGUGGAAAAUAUCCAGAAAUGAACUGGGAGGCAACAGACCUACCAGAAGAGUUCCAGCUUUUCAGACAAAGAAUGGAGCUGAUUCUAGCAGACCAAGACAUAACUGAUCAGAGAAAAGUGGCUAUAAAAAUCAAGAUUGCUGUAGGCAAUGAAGGCUUGCGUCGAAUCAAUGCAUCGGGGCUAUCAGAGACCGAUAAAGAAAAACCGCAAGAGCUAUGGAGACUAUUAGAGGCACAGUUAAAGGUCAAUAUCAAUUUUCGCAUACACCGCUUAGAGCUAAUGCGGUACAGGCAGAAACCAGAUGAAACGAUCGAUGAAUUCGUUACCAGGUGUAGGGACAAAGCCAAAAAUUGCGAUUUCGAGGAAGCUGAGUUAAAUGAGCGAAUCAUGGAGUUAGUGAUUGCGUCAACUCCAAGUCUCGAAUUCCAAAAGUCAUUGCUAGAUCAACCGAAAGGUUACAAGGUCGAACAAAUUUUGGUAGAAGGUCGUAAAUACGAGGCAGUUGCUGCGAGCCGACAAUGUCUUGAGACACUAGACCCUCAACAGAAUAUCGAUUCGUUCAAGCGUAACCAGGGACGAAAAGCAUGUGGUAACUGCGGACGUUUCCACAAACCUCGUCAGUGCCCUGCGUAUGACGAUGAGUGCCGUGCCUGUGGCACCAAGGGCCAUUGGGCCAAAUUCUGUCGUAAAUCGAAAAAUGAUCGUAGUCGUAAACAGAAUCGUAGAUCAGAUGACCGAAGAUCCGACACGGUAUCUGAUGAUCGUAAACCAAGACAAAACAAAUCACGAUCAAAGUCGAAAAGUCGAAAGAGUAAACCAAUAAGCGAAAUGGACAUAACACAUGAUACUACCACAGAUCAUGAUCAUUAUCAAUCUACAGAUAGUCCAUUCAACGUAGCACAAUUCGACACCAUACACACUAGUGGACCACACACAGUUGUAAAUCCAGAAGGUACUGUAGCAUUUGCUAACAUUGACAUAAUAUGCCCACAGAGAGAAGGUCAACAUAAGCUUUACCUAAAAGUGGACUCGGGGGCAAGUGCUAACACUAUCACAGUACGUACCGCCAAAGCAAUAUACGGUCCAAAGUGGGAAUCAGUAGUGAAACAAACAACAAUAAAACUUAUAGCUUACGGAGAGACACAAAUUCCAUGUAAGGGUACACUAGACAUAAAGUGUAGAUACAAGAGUACAAAAUGGUCAACACAUACAUUCUAUGUAGCAGAUGUCAAGGGUCCAGCGAUCCUAGGGUUGUUAGGUUGCACUGACCUUGGAAUUAUCACAAUUCACUCAAUGGACAACAAAACACCUACAACCAAUCCUAAACCUAAGCAAACACCUAUCACAAGUGUAAGGGAUCUCAAACAAGCAUAUCCGAAUCAGUUUGACGCUAUUGGUAGUUUCCGAGGGAAGGCAAUGCUUCAUAUAAAGGAUGAUGCUAAACCUACCAUAGACGCACCCCGCAAGUGCAGCGUACACUUGAAAGACAAAAUCAAGGCGGAACUGGACAAAAUGGAGCAGCAAGGAGUCAUCAGAAAAAUUGAGUACCACACCGAUUGGUGCAGCUCCAUGACCACUGUUGUGAAGAAAGAUGGAUCCAUCAGGAUUUGUCUUGACCCCAGGAGGUUAAAUGAUGCCUUGAAGAGAUGCCCACACAAGGUACCAACCUUGGAAGAGGUCCAACCUGUCUUCGCAGGAGCUCAGUACUUCUCUAAGUUAGACGCGAAGGCUGGUUACUGGUCGGUUCACCUAGCAGAGGAGUGCCAGGAUCUCACCACAUUUCGUACACCAUUUGGAAGGUACUGCUUCCAAAGACUACCAUUUGGGUUAUGUACUAGUCAGGAUAUCUUCCAGCAGCAUAUGGAUAGGAUUGUCCAAAAUGUGCCAGGCUGCAUAUGCAUCGCAGAUGACAUAGCGAUCGUAGGAAGAACGGAGGAGGAACACGAUAGGAAUCUCUACCUACUCAUGGAGACGGCAAAGCAAGAAGGCUUAGUUUUCAACAGCUCCAAAUGUACUAUCAAGAAGGAAGCCAUCAACUUCUUCGGUUCCAAGUACACUAGAUCAGGUAUCUACCCAGAUCCGAGCAAGGUAGAAGCUAUCACAUCAAUGCCAUCACCCAAGGACAAAGAAGAUGUUCAGAGAUGCCUAGGAUUAUUCACAUACCUAGCAGCAUACAUUCCUAACUUCUCAGAGAAGUCAGCGCCACUUCGAGAACUUCUACACAAGGAAGUACCAUUCAUCUGGGACGAUGAUCAUGAACAUUCCUUGAACAGCCUGAAAAGUGCAGUAUCGUCAGGUGCAUGUCUACAAUUCUAUGACCCAAAGAAAGAGACAACUCUUGAGGUAGAUGCAUCGAUGAAAGGGCUAGGAGCAUGCCUGCUCCAGCAAGGCAAACCAGUUGCAUUUGCAUCCAAAAGUCUUUCCACUGCACAAUCCAACUAUUCCAACAUAGAGAGGGAAACCUUAGCCCUAGUGUUUGGUAUUAACCGCUUCCAUACAUAUCUGUUCGGAAGGAAUUCACCGUCAUAA
Lytechinus variegatus (green sea urchin) is the source of this 2535-nucleotide messenger RNA. RefSeq lists its product as uncharacterized. The record is from RefSeq and is a predicted model, not a curated record. The transcript has a single exon. Bases 1 to 2535 code for a protein of 844 amino acids. NCBI's taxonomy places the organism in Eukaryota, Metazoa, Echinodermata, Echinoidea, Temnopleuroida, Toxopneustidae.